Molecule: messenger RNA, 1698 nt
Organism: Leucoraja erinaceus (little skate)
Lineage: Eukaryota; Metazoa; Chordata; Chondrichthyes; Rajiformes; Rajidae
Product: collagen triple helix repeat-containing protein 1-like
Exons: 4
Coding region: 578-1276 (232 amino acids)
Source: RefSeq, a predicted model, not a curated record
GGGGUAACAAGGGUGUUAACCAACUGAUAGAAAACUGGUAGACUGAUAGAAACCAUCUACCAGCGAAGAUGAGUACUUGUGUUAAGACGCGUUGUAAGUUGAAACUCUGGUGGUUUGGGAACUGUUCUAUUUUUGCAUCCCAUCAUUUGGUGUUAUGUCUAAAGUUGUGAUUUGCCACGUUCGUAAUAUCCAAUUUGAAAACUGCAUUCACCUUCGAGCAGUUGAGGAGGACAAAUCCGUCUUUGUUCUCAAAACGAGCGGCAGUUCUUAACCUGCAAUCAUUACAUUGGCCAGACAUCGCCGACCACAAACUUGUUUUUACAAACGUGUCUUUAUUUUCAUUCCAACGCGAGACCUACAUUUUGGAACAAAGAAUGAAUGUGUAGUUCUGUAACAGUCCCCCUGUGCAUCGGCUCGGCUCGGCUCGGCUCUGAAGUGCAGCCACAUAGAGAAGUGAGUCAGUGUUCGGGCAGAGGCAUUCCUGAAAGUGGCUAGUUGAUGCUGGGGUGAGGGCGGUGUCCUGAAUAAAUCCCCUGCUCCAACUACACAUCCCACUUUCAAUACUCAUUCUCCCAAAAUGGGUUCACUGGCUCGGCUGCUGCUCGUCACCUGGCUGUUUCUACCUGUAUUUGAUGCCGAACCGGGCAAGAAAAGAACAGCGCGUCAACGAGACGAGGAGUUAAUUGAAAGGUAUAAUGAGAUAUGCAACCGAGGUUCGCCAGGUAUUCCUGGCCGAGAGGGUAAUCCUGGAGCAAAUGGCAUUCCGGGAAGCCCAGGAAUCCCAGGACGUGAUGGAAUCAGAGGAGAGAAGGGUGAGUGUAUGCAAGAGCGCCUGGAGGAGCCUUGGAGAGUCAACUACAAGCAAUGUGCCUGGAAAGCACUCAAUUACGGCAUUGACCUCGGCAAAGUUGUGGAAUGCACAUUCACCAAGAUACGCAUGGACAGUGCUCUCAGAGUACUGUUCAUUGGUCCCCUGCGCCUGAAAUGUAAAACUCCCUGCUGCCAGCGUUGGCACUUCACAUUUAAUGGAGCAGAGUGCAACGGCCCACUCCCAAUUGAAGCUAUCGUUUAUCUUGACCAAGGAAGCCCCGAAUUCAACUCUACUAUCAAUAUACAUCGGACAUCUACAGUGGAAGGGCUAUGUGAAGGGAUCACAGCUGGUCUUGUGGAUGUUGCACUCUGGAUCGGGCUGUGUGCAGAAGGGUACCCGCAAGGUGAUGCUUCCACUGGCUGGAACUCAGUAUCACGGAUGGUUAUUGAGGAGUUACCAAAUUAAUUUCCAUUCUGCAAAUGCAGUCCUGAAAAACCAAUUUGCUCCCCCAUUGAAAUUAUAUGAUGGAAAAUUAUGAACUUCACAAAAUAAAUUCACUCGUAUUCUUAAUGAAAAAUAGCAGUAACUGAAAUGCCCAAUGAAAAUUGAUCAACUUUGUUCAUUUUAAUAGAAUGAUCACAUUUAAUGUGUUAGUACUUCAAUCUAAAGUUCCAAGGACUAUUAUCAAAACAAAUUUUUAGUGUAGCGAACCAACUUAAAUUUAGAUGGCUAGGAUCCAUGUUUUCAAUCUCUGGAUAAUAGUAAUAUGGUAUCAGCUGUCUAUUAUAUAUUUUGCCUGAUGUCCAUACAAAUGUGCGGCAUACCAAAUCAUAUUAUGCAAAGUCAAAUUUAUCUACUAUAUCAGGGGUCAGCAGCCUUGUUCUACA